Patiria miniata (bat star) is the source of this 1607-nucleotide messenger RNA. RefSeq lists its product as uncharacterized. Bases 365 to 1207 code for a protein of 280 amino acids. Lineage: Eukaryota; Metazoa; Echinodermata; Asteroidea; Valvatida; Asterinidae. The transcript has 6 exons. The record is from RefSeq and is a predicted model, not a curated record.
UAUUUUCAUUUGUGUUUUCAUUUUGACAAACAGUUGUGGAGAACAAUUUCCUGAAAACAAUAAUAGUAACAAAAACAAAAGUACAUUCAUGCAAUAAUUAACAAUAGGUGUUGCACUAAUAGCCAAACAACUAAUGGAAUCCUUAAAUCAGACUUAUUAUGUUACUGCACCUCGUGCAAAACAUUUUAAAGAUGUAACAAAACCUCUGUUAAAAUCAUAUUUAGUUAAUAAUAAACUACAUUAAACAAUAUAUACAGUAAUGUGUAUAUUUUCAUUACAGCGAGCUUAUUUUAACAUUGGUGAAGUAUACACAUGUGCAUUUUACACAAUAUUAAAUUAAGUAUUAUCACAUUUUUAUUAUCAGAUGUCAGCUGUCAACAUUAAAAUCAUCACAGCAGCAGAAGAGCGACCUAAAGCGAUGUACAUAAUGAGAUGCAUCACAGGUGAUCACCAAGUGAAACCGUUGUACAUGUUCCAUGAAGCACAAGCCAAAUUCGAGGUUGGCAACUACUACAAACUCGUAGGCUAUACUUCAUUUGAGCUAGCAAACCACGAAAGUGCCAUCAAAGUCAAUGCAAAGACCCGAAUUUUCCACUGUCAACCAUUCUUCAUCCCGGCUGAAAUUGAAGAACAAUUCUUCCACGCUGACCCUGUGAGCGUCGAGGAAGCACUCCAGCUACCACCAUACCGACGCGCAUCCAUCAAAGGCAUAUUGACCUAUGUCUCACCGGUCAAGGAGGCCACAGGUUGGAAACGGAAGACACUCCACCUCUCACAAACAUCAUGUCCGAACAAAGUCGUUGUGAACCUUUGGAAUCACAUGUCAUCAACUCCGGUCCCACCCAUGAGAUCUAUGGUAGAAGUCACCAACGUUGAGACAUCCUUGUAUCAAGGCCAGAUCUCAUUCAACACUACACCUGAAACAAAUAUCAAGGAGCAACUUGCAACUGAUACAAAAGACAUCAACAUCACUGCAUACUGUGAAGAAAGAUUCAACGUAACUCUUCUCUCUGACACUGACGAAGAGUUCUAUGUGCCUGAGCAAAUGCUCCUCGACUUCGCAAACAUCAAAUCCUUGCACAACUUCCAGCUGCCAAUGUGUGCUCAAAUGACAUACAACAUGACAACCAAAGUUGUGCAGAGUAUCAAACACAUCACCGAUGACUCUGAAGCCUCCACAUCAAAGACUACCUUGGCAGUAGAUUAAAGGCUGAACCAUCCUGAGGAAUCUCAGCCAUCCUGAGGAGUCAACUUCCAAUCAAAACUGAUCACUGCAAAUAGUUUAAAAAAUCAGAACAAAAUUCACCAUCUAUUGAAUCAUAAAACUAAAGUCUUGAGUCAUUUGAUUAUUAAAAAAUGUCCACAUUAAUGUUUUAAUCAAACCAAUAUUUUCUAAAUAAUUAUUGCUUUUAAUUACGUACUCCAUGGGUGAUUCAAAAAAGCAAUACCCAAAUGUCGUGACUAAUCUUUAAGUUAGGUUCUGCAUGUAGCACUUUCAAAAUCUAGCAUAUGCAAGCCCAAUCCAUAACCUUUCAUUUAGUACAACAAUCAUUUAAAUCACUUAGGUACUUUACUACUUUUUAAACACUACAAUCUAGAAUUUUAAA